Molecule: messenger RNA, 1062 nt
Organism: Seriola dumerili (greater amberjack)
Lineage: Eukaryota; Metazoa; Chordata; Actinopteri; Carangiformes; Carangidae
Gene: wnt7ba
Product: protein Wnt-7b-like
Exons: 4
Coding region: 1-1062 (353 amino acids)
Biological process (GO): multicellular organism development; positive regulation of JNK cascade; canonical Wnt signaling pathway
Cellular component (GO): extracellular region
Molecular function (GO): cytokine activity; frizzled binding
Source: RefSeq, a predicted model, not a curated record
AUGCUCAUCAUCUCGUCUCGCAGUGCGCUGCUGUCCGUCUACUACCCACAGAUCUUCCUCAUCCUCACCAGCGGUAGCUACCUGGCGCUGUCCUCUGUGGUGGCUCUGGGUGCAAACAUCAUCUGCAACAAGAUACCGGGACUGGCCCCCCGUCAGAGGGCCCUCUGUCAGACUCGCCCCGACGCCAUCAUUGUCAUCGGCGAAGGCGCCCAGCUGGGAAUCAAUGAGUGUCAGUACCAGUUCCGCUACGGCCGGUGGAACUGCUCAGCCCUGGGCGAGAGGACUGUCUUUGGACAAGAGCUGAGAGUAGGCAGCAGGGAGGCAGCAUUCACAUAUGCCAUCACUGCAGCCGGAGUUGCCCACGCAGUGACUGCCGCUUGUAGCCAAGGCAACCUGAGCCAGUGUGGCUGUGACCGAGAGAAGCAGGGCUACCACGACCAAGAGGAGGGCUGGAAGUGGGGAGGCUGCUCAGCCGACGUUAAGUACGGCGUUGAGUUCUCUCGGCGCUUUGUAGACGCCCGAGAGAUCAAGAAAAACGCCCGGCGGCUGAUGAACCUGCACAACAAUGAGGCAGGUCGAAAGAUCCUAGAGGAGCGAAUGAAGCUGGAGUGCAAGUGUCACGGUGUAUCUGGUUCCUGUACCACUAAGACCUGCUGGAUCACCCUGCCAAAGUUCAGAGAGAUUGGUUACCUGCUGAAGGAACGCUACAGCGAAGCAGUUCAAGUAGAACCUGUCCGGGCUUCGCGGCUCCGCCAACCCUCCUUCCUACGUCUCAAAGAGGCCCGGGGCUACCAGAAGCCCACGGACACAGACCUGGUCUACCUGGAGCGCUCGCCCAACUACUGCGAAGAGGACACAGCGACAGGAAGCACAGGGACAAGAGGCAGACUGUGCAACGGCACCUCGACCCACACAGACAGCUGUAAUGUGAUGUGCUGCGGACGGGGUUACAACACUCACCACUAUACACGUGUGUGGCAGUGCAACUGCAAGUUCCACUGGUGCUGUUUUGUGAAGUGCAACACCUGCAGUGAGAAAUCAGAGGUUUUCACCUGCAAGUAG